AUGGAAAAAAUACCUGAUACGAAAACAGAAGAAAUUGAUUUAGAAAAAUAUACUCAUUCUGGUUCAAUAGCCAAUACAGCAUUAAAGAAAAUUAUAGAGAAAUGUGUAGAUGGUGCUAAAAUAUGUGAAUUAUGUGAUUAUGGUGAAAAAAUUAUAAAAGAGGAAUUAGAUAAAGUUUAUACUAAAAAAGAAAAAGGAAAUAAAGUUGAAAAAGGGAUAAGUUUUCCUGUAACAAUUAAUGUUAAUGAGAUAUGUAAUAAUUAUUCUCCAACUGAUAGUGAUGAAAAAAUACAAAAUGGAGAUGUUGUAAAAAUUUGUUUAGGUUGUCAUAUAGAUGGUCAUAUUAGUAUAGUUGGACAUACUAUUUAUGUUGGUAAUGAAAAUGAAAUAAUAGAAGGUCCAAAAGCAGAAGUUUUAAAAAAUUCUCACACCUUAUCACAGUUAUUUUUAAAGAGUUUAAAAGUGGGUGUGAAUGCUAGUGAAAUAACAAAAAAUAUUCAAAAAGCUUGUGAAGAAUUAAAUUGUAAUGUUAUUUCUAAUUGUGUCUCAUAUCAAAUUAAAAAAUAUAUCAUGGAAGGAAGUAAAUAUAUUUUAUUAAAAGAUAAUGUGGAUAAUAAAAUAGAAGAUUUUCAAAUAGAACCUGAUGAUAUCUAUAUAAUUGAUGUUAUGGUUACAACUGGUGAUGGAAAAAUAAAAGAAAGUGAUUACAAAACUACUAUUUAUAAAAGAGAAGUGCAAAAAAAUUAUCAUUUAAAGACAAAUUUGGGAAGAUCAUUUUUAAAUGAAAUUAAUAAAAAAUUUCCUGUAUUACCAUUUCAUGUAAAAUAUCUUGAGGAUCAACGUGCAGCAUUAAUUGGUAUUCCAGAAGCUUUAAGACAUACUUUAAUUAAGCCAUACAAUGUUUUUUCAGAAAAAAAAAAAGAAUAUGUUGCACAAUUUAAAUAUACUGUUAUGGUUAAAGAAGAUGGAAUUAGGCAACUUACAGGUAUAAAAUGUUCUCAAUUAAAUAAUUGUAAAACAUCGAACAAAAUUCAAGAUGAAUUAUUAAAGAAUAUUUUAAGUUCCCCAUUGACUGCAAAAAAGAAGAAAGCCAAAGGAGAAACUAAUGAAGAAAAAAGUAAAGAUAAUUAA
Molecule: messenger RNA, 1131 nt
Organism: Plasmodium gallinaceum
Lineage: Eukaryota; Apicomplexa; Aconoidasida; Haemosporida; Plasmodiidae
Product: proliferation-associated protein 2g4, putative
Exons: 2
Coding region: 1-1131 (376 amino acids)
Source: RefSeq, a predicted model, not a curated record